AUCCGUCUCGCUGUCUCCACAUUUUACAAUCUUGCCAUUCAUGAGUGCAGCCCAUAAAACGAAUACCCCAACUUAAAAAUAUACCAUAAGAGAACAGCUAUGAAAGGCAUCCAGUUAAACACCACAAUAUUACUCUUUGCCGCGACGAUGCAAACAGUUUACCCAUUCUCUGUUUCCUCGCCCCAAGCUACCGGGACGGGCAGCAAAGAACGCGUCCUAGUAGUUGGCGGCGGUAUUGGGGGACUUUCGACGUCCUUUGAUUUACGCCACCACUUGCCGAAAGAUGUACACAUUUCCAUGUUGAGCGACAGGGACAACUUUCAAUUCACUCCUUCGAACCCUUGGGUGGCGUUUGGAGAGCGGACUGCCGAAGAUAUUAGUAUUCCUAUGGAGGAAGCCUGCAAAGCGGGUCGGGUCGAGUACGUUCCUGGUAAGCUCGUUAAGGUCGACGCCGAGGCUCUCAAGGCACACGUCGAUUAUCGCUACGGUACUACUGCCGUUUUGGAUUAUGACUAUUUGGUUGGUGCCACUGGGCCGAAACUCGACUGGAACGGCAUUAUCGAAUUGUAUCACGGACCGCAAGAAGACGUAGCGGCUGUGUCUGUCUGCUCAACCCCUCACUGUGUUCGAAUCUUGUCCAAUUCAAACCCAUCGCUAAAAUCUACGGGAUACAACACAGGUCAAGGCGAACGAAGACCCAAGUACUAG
Messenger RNA from Phaeodactylum tricornutum CCAP 1055/1, 708 nucleotides. RefSeq lists its product with no specific name. Lineage: Eukaryota; Bacillariophyta; Bacillariophyceae; Surirellales; Neidiaceae. Gene Ontology annotation, molecular function: NAD(P)H dehydrogenase (quinone) activity. The record is from RefSeq and is a predicted model, not a curated record. Gene Ontology annotation, biological process: aerobic electron transport chain. The coding region runs from base 100 to 708 and encodes 202 amino acids. The transcript has a single exon.